UUCUCUCUCUCCCUCUCUUUCUUCCUCGGAAAAGCUUUGGAAUAUUUCCUGUUGAUUUGACCUUAGCGAGGAUUAUCGAAUCUGACAGCUGUCAAAUUUGACGUUUCAUCUUACCGUAGAAUUUGUCGAGUAAUUAAUUGUCAAAUGAUGAUUUUCGUUCGGAGGCGACCGAAUAUAAAUGUCGCCGCUUGUAUUGACACUUUCGGAAGAGAUGGUGCUUCUUCCUUCUCAUCAUAUGCGCAGUUGCGACUGUUCAUUCAUGUUUGGAGAACUGUACGAUGUGUGGACUUCGUACUCUCGCACUACGUUUUCCCGAAUCUAACCUAGAAAAAGAGCCGCCACUUACGCUCGCGAAAGGAAUACUCUUGUAAAUAUAUGUGUAAAGUAAUUUACGUUUAAGGAGAAAACAUAAUGAUGAACUGCUUCACUAUUUUGCAACUUAAACAAAGAUCUGCAAUUUUAAACAGAGGUCUAAUAGAGCAAUGUCUGAGGCAAUAUCUAAUGUGUCAAAGCAGACUCUACGUCGUAGAAAGUAAAAACCGUUACAGACAUUGUAUCAAUACAAAAGACCGAGCAAUUCAAAGGAAAACAUGGCGAACACGUAUUUUGCAGGAUAUUAAACAUACGAGAAGAAAAGUAGAAGAAAUCAUUGAAAAAGAAAAUAUCUGGACGAUACCCAAUUUGCUUUGUAUGGGUCGUAUAGUGACAUCGCCAUUUUUAAGUUAUUUGAUCUUAUCGCAAGAUUACCAGAUAGCGCUAUGGCUGCUUGCAUUUGCAGGAGUCAGUGAUUUAGCAGAUGGAUGGAUUGCACGUACUUGGACAUCGCAGGCUUCUAAACUUGGAAGCUUUUUGGAUCCAGUGGCAGACAAGUUACUCGUGGGCACGUUAUUUCUCUCUUUAGCAUGGGUCGGUCUGAUACCUGUUCCACUUACUUGUCUUGUUGUCUCACGUGAUGUUGCUUUGGUGACUGCUGCAUCUUACAUUAGAUAUCGCUCCCUGCCUCCACCGAAAACCUUGGCAAGGUAUUUUGAUCCCACACACGCUACUGUACAAUUAGCACCAACCUUAACGAGCAAGCUGAAUACCGGAGUGCAAUUGAUUCUGGUUGCUGGAACACUGGCUGCUCCUAUUUAUCACUUCGUAGACCAUCCAGUUUUACAAUAUCUCUGUUACAUAACAGCAUUCACGACUAUUGCAGGAGGUGUUAGUUAUCUGUUGUCAAAAGAUACGUAUAAAUUAUUAACGAGAAAGAAGAGAACUCAGACUCCUUAAAACUAGACUGUACAGCAUCAAUAUAUUAUAUAUACAAUGUAAA
This is a messenger RNA of Nylanderia fulva, 1315 nucleotides long. RefSeq names its product cardiolipin synthase (gene CLS). The record is from RefSeq and is a predicted model, not a curated record. Gene Ontology annotation, biological process: cardiolipin biosynthetic process. Gene Ontology annotation, cellular component: mitochondrion; membrane. Gene Ontology annotation, molecular function: cardiolipin synthase (CMP-forming) activity. NCBI's taxonomy places the organism in Eukaryota, Metazoa, Arthropoda, Insecta, Hymenoptera, Formicidae.